Molecule: messenger RNA, 408 nt
Organism: Cladophialophora yegresii CBS 114405
Lineage: Eukaryota; Fungi; Ascomycota; Eurotiomycetes; Chaetothyriales; Herpotrichiellaceae
Exons: 1
Coding region: 1-408 (135 amino acids)
Source: RefSeq, a predicted model, not a curated record
AUGGCACAAGCAUAUAUCAUCCCCGACGAGACGGCCAAGAAGCUCGCAUACGGCAAUCUCCUGGACGUCUUCUCAAACCGCGACCCUCAAUCACGCCUCGUGGCUGUCAAGGAAACGUACCACUCGGACGUCACUUUCUAUGCACCCGACGCGACGCACACGGGCCACGACGCCGUGAACGCGGAAGCCCAGAAACUGCUCGAUGAGCGCCCGGGGUGGGGAUUCGUGCCCCAGGGCGGUGUGACGAGGAAUCACGACAUGUUGUAUCUGGCCUGGGAACUGGGGCCUGUGGGAGACGACGGACUCGUCAAAGUCAGGGUCAAGGGUGCGGAUGUGUUGAUCGUCGAGCAGGGGAAGGUGAAGAAGUUUUGGGUCAUCAUUGAGGGGGUCACCGACGUGAAAGCCUAG